Molecule: messenger RNA, 213 nt
Organism: Lodderomyces theae
Lineage: Eukaryota; Fungi; Ascomycota; Pichiomycetes; Serinales; Debaryomycetaceae
Exons: 1
Coding region: 1-213 (70 amino acids)
Source: RefSeq, a predicted model, not a curated record
AUGUCGGAGCAGGGCGACCCUCAGCAACAUAGAGAGGAUGGGGGUAGUGUCUCCAAUCCUAUACCUACAAACGACCACGAGAGAAUAAGACGUACUAAAAUUAUGAAUUCCUUGGAUAACCUAGACUACAUGAUGUUGAUUGCAACACAGCAAAAGAAAUCCAUAGCACAAGUAAAGUACGAGCUUAAGCUUCGAUUGAUUAACGGCGAUUAA